Molecule: messenger RNA, 1725 nt
Organism: Arachis ipaensis
Lineage: Eukaryota; Viridiplantae; Streptophyta; Magnoliopsida; Fabales; Fabaceae
Source: RefSeq, a predicted model, not a curated record
UAGAUUAUUGCCUUAAACCAUUUGAUCUCAGCAUCAAAAUUCUUUUUGUUCUUUACUUCUCACCAAAUUCUCUCUGAAGAAAAAAAAAAAAUAACACUUCUUAUAUUUCUCCCUAUAACACUAUAUAAUAUAUGAUUAUUUGAUCCUCCAACUUGUUCUGCCUAUAUUAACUAAGUGUUAUUUCACUCAUGGCUCUCAUUUCUUCACCAUUCAUUACUAGAAAGAAUGGUUUGUGUGAGGUUGACUUUCCUUCAUCUUCAUCCUUUGUCACUGAUUUGAGAUGCAAGAAGACAAGAUCAAAGAAGAUUGUUUCUGUUGUGUCAACUCAGCAGAACAAACGCAACCCUUCUUCAUAUGGCUCAGCCAAAAUUGCCUUGACUACAACAGAGAAGAUACUGGCGAGAGCUUCGGAAAAAGGAUUGGUGAAUCCGGGUGAGAACGUGUGGGUUAAUGCAGAUGUUUUGAUGCUCAAUGACCUUACUUGUCCUGCUGUCUCUGAUAUCUUCAAGAGAGAGUUUGGCAACAAUGCUAAGGUAUGGGACCGUGAAAAAGUUGUAGUCAUUCCUGAUCAUUACAUAUUUACAAAUGAUAAACGGGCACACCGUAAUGUGGAUAUUGCAAGAGAGUUUUGCAUCCAGCAAGAUAUCAAGUUCUUCUAUGACAUUCAAGAUCGCAGCAAUUUCAGGGCUAACCCAGAUUAUAAAGGUGUUUGUCACAUUGCUUUGGCACAAGAGGGUCAUUGUAGACCUGGAGAGGUCUUGUUUGGUACAGAUUCUCACACAACAUCUGCAGGAGCAUUUGGACAGUUUGCUACUGGAGUUGGUAACACUGAUGCAGCUUUUAUAUUAGGGACAGGGAAGAUCUUACUUAAGGUGCCUCCAACAUUAAGGUUUGUAUUGGAUGGUGAAAUGCCAAACUACCUGCUUGCAAAGGAUCUAAUUUUGAAUAUCAUUGGUGAAAUAUCUAUGUCUGGUGCUACAUACAAAGCCAUGGAAUUUGUUGGGACCACUAUUGAGAGUUUAACUAUGGAAGAAAGGAUAACACUAUGCAACAUGGUUGUAGAAGCUGGAGGCAAAAAUGGUAUCAUUGCUGCUGACAAUACCACAUACAAAUACCUUGAGGAUAAAACAUGUACACCAUAUGAACCAGUUUUUAGUGAUGAGAAAGCAAGAUUCCUGGCCCAAUAUAGAUUUGAUGUAUCAAAAUUGGAGCCAUUAGUUGCAAAGCCACAUUCCCCAGAUAAGCGUGCUUUGGCAAGAGAAUGCAACAAUGUGAAAAUUGACAGAGUAUAUAUUGGAUCAUGCACUGGGGGCAAAACACAAGAUUUUAUGGCUGCUGCAAAAGUUUUCUUAGCUGCUUGGACUUGUAUACUCUUGAGGUAGCUGGGUCCGGUGGGAAGACAUGUUCAGAAAUAUUUGAAGAAGCUGGUUGUGACACACCAACAAGUCCUAGCUGUGCUGCAUGUAUGGGUGGACCUCGAGACACAUAUGGACGCUUGAAUGAACCUCAGGUUUGUGUGUCAACAACAAACAGAAAUUUUCCUGGUAGGAUGGGCCACAUUGAAGGACAAGUAUAUCUUGCUUCUCCUUAUACUGCAGCAGCUUCUGCCUUGACUGGUUUCCUUACUGAUCCCAGAGAUUUCUUGUUCUAAUUAAGCCACUUUGAUACGUGUGAAUGUUUGUAAUAUAAAGAGUUUGAGUAUUAUUUAUUAGUGAUUAAUUUAUA